This is a messenger RNA of Macaca mulatta (Rhesus monkey), 883 nucleotides long. RefSeq names its product cytoglobin (gene CYGB). Gene Ontology annotation, biological process: oxygen transport. Gene Ontology annotation, molecular function: oxygen binding; iron ion binding; heme binding. Lineage: Eukaryota; Metazoa; Chordata; Mammalia; Primates; Cercopithecidae. The record is from RefSeq and is marked provisional.
CCCGGCUCCCGGCGCCCCGCGCCCCGCGCCCAGCGCCCCGCGCCCCGCCACCGCUGCCGCCGAGCAAAGCCGGGCUGGGCUUGGAGCUCCUCAUGGAGAAAGUGCCAGGCGAGAUGGAGAUCGAGCGCAGGGAGCGGAGCGAGGAGCUGUCCGAGGCGGAGAGGAAGGCGGUGCAGGCUACGUGGGCCCGGCUCUAUGCCAACUGCGAGGACGUGGGGGUGGCCAUCCUGGUGAGGUUCUUUGUGAACUUCCCCUCGGCCAAGCAGUACUUCAGCCAGUUCAAGCACAUGGAGGAACCCCUGGAGAUGGAGCGGAGCCCCCAGCUGCGGAAGCACGCCUGCCGAGUCAUGGGGGCCCUCAACACUGUCGUGGAGAACCUGCACGACCCCGACAAGGUGUCCUCUGUGCUGGCCCUUGUGGGGAAAGCCCAUGCCCUCAAGCACAAGGUGGAGCCAGUGUACUUCAAGAUCCUCUCUGGGGUCAUUCUGGAGGUGGUCGCCGAGGAAUUUGCCAAUGACUUCCCACCUGAGACGCAGAGAGCCUGGGCCAAGCUGCGUGGCCUCAUCUACAGCCACGUGACCGCUGCCUACAAGGAAGUGGGCUGGGUGCAGCAGGUCCCCAACGCCACCACCCCACCGGCCACACUGCCCUCUUCGGGGCCGUAGGACCCCUCCCUCCACCCCCCUCCCUGGCAGCACCUUGAGCAGAAGGCCGAGUUCUGAAGACCCCCCUUGAUGCUCCAUUUCUGGGUGCCAAGGAAGCUGGAGGAAUCCCUGACUCAACUUCCCCGAAGGAGGCCUCUGUGGUGGCCACGGUCCCCUGCCUGGAGCUGCCGGGAGGCGGCGCUGGCUGCCUGGAUGCUGACCCCAGCGCGGCGGGCAGG